This is a messenger RNA of Brettanomyces nanus, 369 nucleotides long. RefSeq lists its product as uncharacterized. Gene Ontology annotation, biological process: response to oxidative stress. The record is from RefSeq and is a predicted model, not a curated record. The transcript has a single exon. Lineage: Eukaryota; Fungi; Ascomycota; Pichiomycetes; Pichiales; Pichiaceae. The coding region runs from base 1 to 369 and encodes 122 amino acids.
AUGACCCUUGCCACCGCAUUUGCCGAAACUACACGGUUCUCGACGUCACAAGCGGAAAUGAGAAUCCGUAUGCUUAAUCUUUAUAGAAGAUAUAUUCGUCACUCAAGAGAGUUCGUUAACAACUACGAUCUCGACAUUCCUGCAUCCCAAGUGAAGACAAAAAUUAGACAAGAGUUUGAGAAAAGAAGAAACGUCAAUGAUUUGGCUAUUCAAAAUGUUAUGUAUAUGAAGGGACAAAUGGAGUUCCAGGAAUUAGUCAACUUUUGGAAGCAGAAAUGUCAUGUGAUGAGACACUUUGAAGACUUCAACUCGUAUGAUAACUCUGCCAAGAACGGAUUCGUUGAGAAGUUCUUAAAGGGAGCAGAUUGA